AUGGCGGCGGAUCUGAACCUGGAGUGGAUCUGCUCCCUACCCCGCUCCUGGACUUACGGGAUCACCAGGGGCGGCCGAGUCUUCUUCAUCAACGAGGAGGCGAAGAGCACCACCUGGCUGCACCCCGUCACCGGCGAGGCCGUGGUUACCGGGCACCGGCGGCAGAGCGCAGAUUUGCCUACUGGCUGGGAAGAAGCAUAUACUUUUGAAGGUGCAAGAUACUAUAUAAACCACAAUGAAAGGAAAGUGACUUGUAAACAUCCAGUCACAGGACAGCCAUCACAGGACAAUUGUAUUUUUGUAGUGAAUGAACAGACCGUUGCAACCAUGACACCUGAAGAGAAGAAGGAACGACCUAUAAGCAUGAUAAACGAAACUUCUAACUACAACAUGACUUCAGAUUAUGCGGCGCAUCCAAUGAGUCCUAUAGGCAGAACUUCACGAGCUUCAAAAAAAGUUCACAAUUUUGGAAAGAGAUCGAAUUCAAUUAAGAGGAACCCUAAUGCACCUGUGGUCAGACGAGGUUGGCUUUAUAAACAGGACAGUACUGGCAUGAAGCUGUGGAAAAAACGCUGGUUCGUGCUUUCUGACCUCUGCCUCUUUUAUUAUAGAGAUGAGAAAGAAGAGGGUAUCCUGGGAAGCAUACUAUUACCUAGUUUUCAAAUAGCUAUGCUUACCUCUGAGGACCACAUUAAUCGCAAAUACGCUUUUAAGGCAGCCCAUCCAAACAUGCGGACCUAUUAUUUCUGCACUGAUACAGGAAAGGAAAUGGAGUUGUGGAUGAAAGCCAUGUUAGACGCUGCCCUAGUACAGACAGAACCUGUGAAAAGAAUUACCUUUAAUUUCCGAGUGGACAAGAUUACAUCUGAAAAUGCACCAACUAAAGAAAUCAAUAACUUCCCCAACCAUAGAGUGCUAAUUAAACCAGAGGUCCAAAAUAACCAGAAAAACAAGGAAAUAAGCAAAAGUGAAGAAAAAAAGGCAUUAGAAGCUGAAAAAUACGGAUUUCAGAAGGAUGGUCAAGAUAGACCUUUAACAAAAAUUAAUAGCGUAAAGUUGAAUUCGCUGCCAUCUGAAUAUGAGAGCGGGUCAACAUGCCCAGCUCAGACUGGACACUAUAGGCCAGUCAGUGUGAAUAGUUCGGAGAACAAAAUAGUCAAUGUCAGCCUGGCAGAUCUUAGAGGUGGAAAUCACCCAAGUACAGGGCCUUUACACACAGAGGCUGAUCGAGUCAUCCAGAGAACAAACUCAAUGCAACAGUUGGAACAAUGGAUUAAAAUCCAGAAGGGGAGGGGUCAUGAAGAAGAAACCAGGGGAGUAAUUUCUUAUCAGACAUUACCAAGAAAUAUGCCAAGCCACAGAGCCCAGGUUAUGGCUCGCUAUCCCGAGGGUUAUAGAACACUCCCAAGGAACAGCAAGACCAGGCCGGAAAGUAUCUGCAGUGUAACCCCUUCCACUCACGACCAAGCAGUAGGACCUGGAGCAGAAGAGAAACGGAGAUCAAUGAGAGAUGACACGAUGUGGCAGCUUUACGAAUGGCAGCAGCGUCAGUUCUAUAAUAAGCAGAGCACCCUCCCUCGUCAUGGUCCUUUGACCAGUCCCAAAACCAUGGUUAAUAUUUCUGAUCAGACCAUGCACUCUAUUCCCACAUCACCUUCCCAUGGGUCAAUAGCUGCUUAUCAGGGAUACUCCCCUCAACGAACGUACAGAUCAGAAGUCUCUUCCCCAAUUCAGAGAGGAGAUGUGACAAUAGAUCGCAGGCACAGGGCCCACCACCCUAAGCACGUCUAUGUGCCUGACAGGAGGUCAAUGCCAGCUGGCCUGACUUUGCAGUCUAUUAGUCCCCAGAGCCUCCAAGGCAAAACGCCAGAGGAGCUUACGCUGUUGCUAAUAAAGCUGAGACGGCAGCAGGCCGAACUGAAUAGUGUCCGGGAACACACGUUAGCACAGCUCAUGCAGCUGAAACUUGAGGCCCACAGCCCGAAGAAUGAAAUUCUUUCACAUCAUCUUCAAAGGAACACCAUAUAUUUGGAUCAUCAGAUGAAAGAAAAUGAACCUAUUAUCACCAUGGUUCACACAAUGAUUGAGAACUCGGCGCUAAGACCCCAACUGUACCAGCAAUUCUUAAGACAGAAGAGCAAGAUAAGUUUAUAUUGUCUGUCACAAGAUGAAUGUAGAGGCACGUUAUAUAAAUACAGACCUGAAGAAGUAGAUAUCGAUGCCAAGUUAAGCCGGUUGUGUGAACAAGAUAAAGUGGUACAUGCCCUGGAAGAGAAACUUCAGCAACUCCACAAGGAGAAAUACACGCUUGAGCAAGCUUUGCUAUCAGCCAGCCAAGAGAUAGAAAUGAAUGCAGAUAACCCAGCAGCCAUUCAGACCGUGGUGCUGCAGAGGGACGACCUACAAAACGGACUGCUCAGUACAUGCAGAGAACUCUCCCGAGCCACUGCUGAACUGGAGCGAGCAUGGAGAGAAUAUGACAAGUUAGAAUACGAUGUAACUGUUACCAGGAACCAGAUGCAAGAACAACUAGAUCGUCUUGGUGAAGUUCAGACUGAAUCAGCAGGAAUUCAGCGUGCACAGAUUCAGAAAGAACUUUGGAGAAUUCAGGAUGUCAUGGAAGGACUGAGUAAACACAAACAGCAAAGAGGCACCACAGAAACAGGUAUGGCAGGGUCAAAGCCUUUCUCAACAGUUAAGUACAAAAAUGAGGAAGAGGAAGUAGUCCCACCUCGUCCUCCACUUCCUCGGUCCUAUGACUUUACAGAGCAGCCUCCCAUAAUCCCCCCUCUGCCCAGUGAUAGCAGCUCCUUGCUCUGUUAUAGCAGGGGCCCAGUCCAUCUGCCUGAAGAAAAGAAGAUUCAUCAAGUUCAAGGAUAUCCAAGAAAUGGAUCUCACUGUGGUCCAGAUUAUAGACUCUACAAGAGUGAACCUGAGUUAACAACAGUGGCAGAAGUUGAUGAAUCUAAUGGAGAAGAAAAAUCAGAACCUGUUUCAGAAAUAGAAACUUCCGUAAAAGACAUUUUAACAAUAAUAAAAUCAGUGUUGGUCCAGUACAUAUAUAAGUCCAUAAUCCCUAAUCUGAAACUUUUGGAAUCCAAUGAGCUUCUGAAUUCAGAAGUUUCAGGUAUUAGGAAGGAACGGCCGAGAAGUGCAGUGGAACAACUCUGUUUGGCAGAAAGUACCCGAACUAGGAUGACUGUGGAAGAGCAAAUGGAAAGAAUAAGGAGACAUCAGCAAGCAUGCUUGAGGGAAAAGAAAAAAGGAUUAAAUGUUAUUGGUGCUUUAGACCAGUCACCCUUACAGAGUCCUUCAGGUUUAAGGGAUAAUCCAUUCAGGAUUACCCAGACUCGAAGAAGGGAUGAUAACGUUAAGGAAAUGGAUACAGUCAUUAGAGAAAAUGAUGUGAAGCCAACCCGUGAAACUCCUGCAGCAGAAAUUGUUCGACUAAAAGAAGCUGAACCUCAAGAUACGGAUUUCAACAAAGAGUUUAAAAAAACUGAGGACGUUUUUUCCAAAACCCUUUUCAAACCUGAACCAAAUGGAGUAAGUUCAGAGGAAGUGAUGGAUAAAGAGGGAAACAAGGAGAAAAUGUCUGAGGAUGUUCCAUACAGUCCUCAGGAUGAGACGCAGAUCACAAAUCAUAAAACAGAAAGUCACCCUGAAGAAAAUAUAAAGGACAAUAUUCAUGAGCAGGAAGAAACUGUUGCUUCUUAUGAACAAACUCCCGAGGCUUCUAGAGGAAAUCAAACAGCAGGUACGAAAAGUCUGUCCCCAUCUCCUGAGUCCUCGGCAUCGCCCGUUCCAGCCACUCAGCCGCAGCUCACGGAAGGAUCCCAUUUCAUGUGUGUGUAGUCUCAGAAAAACUAUACUGACUUCUGUUGAAACCAUUCAAAGCUAAGGACAUGGACCUUCAGCAAUGUGAGAAGAUAUUGUACAGUAUAUUUUAAAUCUAUGAAAUUCAUAGUUCUGAUGCUUUUGGCCACAGAGCAUCAUUUUAUCACUUCUGGAAAAUGUUUAUUCCAAACAGCUUUAAUGGCUCAUAUGUACACUCCAUAAUCUCAAGGUGGUUGUUCUGACACCAGCUUGCUGCUAUGAUUUCAGAGCACAUAAGUAAAGGUGCUUUUUUAAUGUGCGGUCUACAGCCAGAGCUUACUUAGUUGCUGAUUUCCAGAUUUUGAUGUUUCUAAAGUUUAGGUGGAUUUAUAUUUCUUUUUGCUUUUUCAGUACAAAAAUUUAGUUAUUAUUUCCAAUGAAGCUUGUUUUCCUUUUAUUUUUCCUUCCCAUUUUGGCUACUGCAAUGCUUUGUUUCACACUUGAUUUGUAAAAAUUUUAUAUAUAUAUUUAAGAUGUGCCAUUUCAUUAUUGCUAAGUGAAGUACGUCCUGUUUUCUGCUAUAAUUAUUUCUCAGUCAGAUUGCAAUGUCAGCAGUUACUGCCACACUCUUGUCAGCUUAAACACAAAUGUUACCGCUUACUCUUUCUUAAAAAUACAAUUUAAAAUGUAGGCAUUUUGAAGUACUGGGCUUAUAUUUCAAUUGGGAUAGAUGUGUACAGCAACAAGCAGGUUUUCAAAUCCAGUACUUAGUUUGUGUACAAAUGUAAUUAUGUUCAUUGUGUAUAUAUUAUACAAUGAGCACAUGUAAGUAUUAAAGGCUACUUACUGUUGUUUAAAUGCAAAUGUUCAUAUCUCAUUUCUUUUUUAUCAUGUUAAA
Molecule: messenger RNA, 4714 nt
Organism: Enhydra lutris kenyoni (northern sea otter)
Lineage: Eukaryota; Metazoa; Chordata; Mammalia; Carnivora; Mustelidae
Product: pleckstrin homology domain containing A5
Exons: 32
Coding region: 1-3855 (1284 amino acids)
Cellular component (GO): cytosol
Molecular function (GO): phosphatidylinositol-3-phosphate binding; protein binding; phosphatidylinositol-4-phosphate binding
Source: RefSeq, a predicted model, not a curated record